CAGUCGUCGUGGGUGUAUAUCGAGCAUCCGGUGGCUUGGGCCGCCAUUUUACAUUUUCUGUCUACUGCGGUGUGCCUCGUGCUGGCUGGCAACUGCUUUACACCACAUCCUGCGGACCUGCUGGUCUUAAUUAUGCGCUAACAGUGGCAACGCUUGUCGACGUUGUACCCUACCCGUGUUCCCGCCUUGGGGCGACUCUGGAAGAACUGCUUCAUGCACCAGGCCUGCAAAAAUGUGAGGCACGCUUCGAGAGACUUUGUGCCCGGCCCACCUGCCGUCUCCGUCUCGGCAAUUCCUCGCCCUCCCGGAGUGUGACUGCCAGCCGGCACUUCACCCUUUGGGGCGUAUGCUAGGUUACUAUAUGCCAACGACACUCCGCUCGAGCCGGCGCAGUGUAUAAGUCGCAUCGUGCCUGCCUAGUACUCGUAUUUUCUGUUUUUUUUUUGUGCGCGUUCCCACUCGUCGGCGACGCCAGGACUAUGAACUGCGGGUGAGGAACUCUGUCCGCGGCUGUUAACCGAGGACCUGCGCGGCCAAGCCUUCAUCACAGCGAGCGUCGUCAUGGCGACCUUCCACGCGUCGAGCGUCGUAAACGCUCACCAAGUAGGUGCCCAAGCUGGCGAGGGUGGCGCAUGCCUAGAAAAGUCAACUGUUAGUUUAGUUUCACUAGUUAGCGCUUGCUACGAUUGUUAGCUACAUUUAAAAUUAAUUUUGUUUCUUAGCUGUAAGCCUGAAGUUUCGUGGGCAUAGCUUGCGGCCACAUGGGUCUUCUCCGUGCCGGAACCGAAGAGGACGGGCCACAUGUGCAGGGUGGCGGCGCAUAUAGCUUCAGACUUGGCGAAUUGCGGGCAGGCUAGCUGACAGCCGUCCUCUUUCGACUGCGUCAGGGACAUGGACCCUUCCGAAGUGCCUUGCGACCCGACCCCACUAUCUCGUGACAAGGUAGCCCGGGCGCGUCAGUGCUAUCGAGCGAAAUGUGGAAUCACGGAAGCAAAUCGCAUUCGGAAAUUGACUCGCCAGCUUUACUAAUCCUGUUAAUGCAGCACUCGACGCCGGAUGUCGCCUGCUGUGUUCAUCGGAGCACGGCUGGGCAGAAGCUGCAGUAAGCGUCGCGUUUCGUUGCCGUUAUUGCUGUUGUUUGGUCAUCUCCGUGCAUCUGGUCAUCUCCGUGCAUCUGGUCAUCUCCGUGCAUCUGGUCAUCUCCAUGCAUCUGGUCAUCUCCAUUCCAUGGUCAUCUCCAUGCACUACUACGUGGUUUUGACAUCUGCUUUCGAUGGUGGCCUACGAGCGGAAAGGAUAUCCAGCGUGCUGUUUCACAUUUGCCAUCCUCCCAACGUCCCCCACAGGAGAUGGCCUUGAGCACCACUCAUAUACUGUGGCUGACCGCGUUGGCUCCAUUGAACUUCCACACCCAUGAUGUCCUGCUGGCAGCCGUGACUUCGUUUGGAGCCUUGCUACUACUGGAUCUUCACUUCUAUUUUCGAUUGCGGCCCACGAGUACAAGGAUAUCCAGUGCGCUGCUACACGUUUGCCAUCCUCCCAACGUCCCACAGGAUAUGGCCUUGGGCACCACUCGUAUCGCGACCGACUAUACUCCUUCGCCGGUAUGGUCUCGCUGGCAGACAUUGCUCGCCGACCUGCUUUGCUACGGGAUCCCGAUGUCUGCUUUCGAUUGCGACCCACGAGUUUAAAGAAUAUCCACUGCCCUAUUCCACGUUUUUCAUCCUCCCAACGUCCCUGGCAACGUCCUGCGGGCAGACGGGAACGUGCUCUUCUCCCGCCACUGCUGAUGUCCAUUUUCGCUGACGGAGCAUGGGAAGGACGUUACAGCCAGUGUUUCCAAAGGUAUUAUGCGCAGCUUCGGUCGCAUGAAGACACUGCCCGCACAACUUGUCCCUCGCGAAGGCUUCUGCAAUGCCGUCUGUACGGAGAACGGCACGGCUUCGUGCAGAAUUACAUGUACGAUGAAAAGCACGAUGACUUCUUUACGAUGGCACCCAACCCGAAUGCAUCGAACCCGCACUGGUGGAACCAUGCGGAGCCAGUCUGGGUCACGGCCGAGAAGAACGGCCUGCGCACAGCAAUGUACUGGUGGGAUGGCUGCCAGGUGGAAAUACGAGGCGUCAAGCCCACGAAAUGCAUUCAAUACAGGGAUUACUGGCAGUGGCCCACGGUUGAAAAUGACACUAAAGCCGCGCUGUCUGAAAUAGUGGACAAUUUUAAACAAAACAAAUUAGAUUUUGCACUUGUUUAUUACGAAGCCGUCGAUGCGGAAGGGCAUGGCAGUGGUCCUGACUCCAUGGAGCGACGACGAGCGCUCAAAAGCGCCGACAAUGUCAUCAAACAUCUGCUUGACGAAGCCAAGAGGCAGAACAUUCGCGAUCAGCUCAGCCUCAUCGUGGUGUCUGACCAUGGCAUGACCGACACCACAGAAGGAAAGUUCGAGCUGAUCGACAUCGAGCCUCAUAUUGACGCCAACGACAUUCAUUCCAUGCUUGACGGCGGGUCGUUCGCCAUGCUUCGGCCCCACCCGGACAAGAUUGAAAAGAUAUACGCCAAGCUCAAAAGCUUGAACAUCAAGGGCCUCAACGUUUUCAAGAGAGAAGAGCUGCCUGAGUUGUACCAUCUCAAGGAGACUUACUUGACGCAACCCAUUGUGCUCACAGCAGAUCCGGGAUACCAGAUCAAGAAGCUUCAAGGAACUGAUAAGCAGGUGCCCCAGUCAAGUAGGAUAUACAAGGGAAAUCACGGAUACGACCCCAUGAAGCUCGAAGACAUGCGUGCCAUCUUUCUGGCCACUGGUCCAGGACUGAAACAGGGUUUCCAGGGCGGGCCUGUGCGUAUGGUGGACCACUACAACGUCAUCUGCCGGCAGCUGGGCAUCCAGCCGCUCGAGAACAGCGGCAGUCAGGACAGUGUGCGGGACAUGUUUACGGGUGGAGCCAGUGGAAGCGCGGCCGCUUCACUCUCUCUUCUCCUAGUCCCCAACAUCCUGCUUGCGGCACGCGGUUACUUAUACCACUGAUGGCACACUGACCCACUGGUAGAAGAAGAAACGUAAUUGUUGACCGCUGGUACGGUCAUUCGCCGUGUCGUUUUAAUUGCUUUUACAAGCCCCUCAUGCUCUUCUUUUUAAAUUUAGUAGUACUAUGCACCCAGCGCACAACGCGUUUUAUUUGAGGUUCUCAUCGUGAUCGAUAUUGUUUUAACCCAACGUCUCUCUGUGUCGUAGAGGUUUCCAAACUGGCCUAAGCAGGCCCCGAACAAAACGCCGCAGCUGCUAAAGCUGAUCGAACAAGCACUGCUCUGAGGUAUGCCACCUUUCUCUUGAUGUGCAAA
Molecule: messenger RNA, 3339 nt
Organism: Dermacentor albipictus
Lineage: Eukaryota; Metazoa; Arthropoda; Arachnida; Ixodida; Ixodidae
Product: glycerophosphocholine cholinephosphodiesterase ENPP6-like
Source: RefSeq, a predicted model, not a curated record